Molecule: messenger RNA, 7005 nt
Organism: Fusarium odoratissimum NRRL 54006
Lineage: Eukaryota; Fungi; Ascomycota; Sordariomycetes; Hypocreales; Nectriaceae
Exons: 4
Coding region: 5247-6872 (541 amino acids)
Biological process (GO): positive regulation of transcription by RNA polymerase II
Cellular component (GO): nucleus
Molecular function (GO): transcription cis-regulatory region binding; zinc ion binding; DNA-binding transcription factor activity, RNA polymerase II-specific
Source: RefSeq, a predicted model, not a curated record
AGCGCGUCGGGGCCUGGUUUACCCCGUGCAUCCAACAUCUCAACAAUUCUCAUUGCAUCCAUCUUUAACAGGUACCUACAUCCGAAUCACUUCACUUCACAUAUCCAACGUCAUAAUCAUCACAAUCGAUCAUCUUCUAGAAAAUCUCCGCCUAAUGUGGAGAAAUAAAUCACACCAUCAUUUCCCCUCUCGUGUAGCUGAUUACAGGGUCGAUCAACCGCCCCCUCUCGUAUCCUCAGACCUGCAGUUCAAUCUUACAUACUCUGAUAUGCGCAUUGAGAAGCACUCUUUCUGCAGGGAUUUUCCCAUCGCGUUCAAGGGUAUACCGAAUUUGGCGGAUCUGCAUCAGCGCUGACAUCAAAACCUCGCAACAGAGCGAAUCAUCAUUGCGAAAGGAACAGCGUGACAUAUGCUGCAUGCAAAGCUGAAUGCUGAUGUGCAAGGGAGUUCAUGAUGGUCCGGAUCUUUUUCUCUUUUUCGCAUUUCUACUACGGUACUUUGUCUUUCAUAACUACAUGUCCGUCGUCAAAUCACAAGACUUCAUCCUCCCCGCCUCUAUUUUCCUUUUCGCUUAACCCUUCUGGCCACCUGUGGGGACCUUGAACAGGACAGCUCGGCCGUCGGGUCCUUGGCCAAGAGCCUUGUCCACACGGUAGUAUCCCUUGCGCUCGAGCUGGAUAAAGUCGUUCUCCUUGAGGCCGGCGAUACUAGCGUCGACCAGCGCAUCGACCUUCCAGGCGGUGACAUCGGCCAAGUAGUCGUCAAGGUUGUCAUCCUUCUCUAGUGUGUCCUUGGUGAUGAGGUAGCCAAAGUCCCAGAGCUCAGCCUUGACAAGGUUCUCGGGGUCGGCCGCUAGCCAGUGGACCUUCUUGCUGGUGGUCUUGAAGUCGCCGGCGAGAUGUAGCUCGAGGGUGAGGUCCUUGAUGGGUGAGGCGGACUUGUCGAGGCCGCGGACAAUGGCGUUACCCCAGCUCAUCAGGGUGAUCUCCUCGUUAUCGGCGAAUUCAGCAACAUCGGCUUGGUCGAGGAGAAGCUUGGGUCCAAAUGUGACCUGCUUGGUACCGACGUCGGGGUUCUUGACGUGCUUGGGUCUAUCCUCCUUGUAUGACUUCUCAGGACCGCCAGUCACGGUGACAGUAACGGCGUCCUUCUCCUCAAUGGCCAUGUAUCGGGGCACAACAGGGUCGAGCAUUCGCUUGUUGAUAGCCCAGAUAGUUGUCCAGUCCAUGGUGACGAUAUUUCGGCUAGGUCCCUGCUUCAACAUGAACUCACGGAGAGCGGGAACGGUCAAACCACGACGGAGGAUACCGCGGACGGUAGGCAGGCGAGGAUCAUCCCAGCCGCUGACACGACCGGUGUCGACAACCUUGGUAAGCUUUCGCUUGGAAAGGAAUGUUCGGAUAAAGUUGAUACGGGCAAACUCCCAGAGGUUGACCUUGCGGAGCUUGAGGUUGUCGAUGAACCAGUGGUAUUGCUCGUUACGGUCGGCAUACUCGGUCGUUCGGAGCGCGUGGGUGACACCCUCGAGACUGUCGACGACGGGGCAGGCGAAAUCGUAGGUAGGGUAGAUGUUCCAGUCCCAGCCGGUUCGGUGGUGAGGAGCAGGCUCGGCGCCCUUCCAGUUGGGGAAUCGGUAGAUGACGGGGUCUCGCAUGGAGCCGUUGCUUGAGUCGAAGGCGAUGCGAGCGCGAAUGCAGUGUUUUCGGCCCAGGUCGGUGCCGUUCUUCAUCUCUCUGAACAUGGCCAAACUCUCCUCAGCAGGACGAUCACGUCGCUUGCUGGCAAGACGGUUCUUGCGAUCAUCCUUCUGGACCUCGGGGUCGGUGUCAUCGGCGUAUGCGUUGCCGUCGAGGAUCAUCUGCUCGGCAAUCUCGUAAAGCUCCUUGAAGUAGUCGCUGGUGUGAGUGACGGAGACGUACUUAAUGUCCAUCAACUCGAGAUCGUGGAGAAUAGAGUCCUCGAACUCCUGCUUCUCCUUGGAGGGGUUUGUGUCAUCGAAUCGGACGAGGAGCUUGCCAUUGCCAUCGGGGGCAGUCUUGGCGAAGUAAUCGUUGAGGAGAGCGGCCUUGGCGUGACCGAUGUGAAGGUAACCACUUGCGAAGGGUCAGUAAUGUCGCGCGAUGCGUAUUGUGGUGAAGAACGUACCUGGGCUCGGGAGGGAAACGGGUGACGACACCAUUCUCGGUGUUCUGGAGGCCAAUGUUGUAGUUGGCACCACCAACGCGCUUCUCCUUGCCAGAGUUGAGUUUUUCCUUCAGCUCAGGGUGAGCAUCCUCGAUGAACUUGAACCAUCGGGUGAUGUUGGCGUAGGCGCCCUUUCGGACGAGGCCAAUGGCGACCUUGUUGGUGCGGAGAGCAGUCCAGACCUUCUCGUCGGCCUCGCUCAGGGUGUAACCUCCAAGAUAGGUUCGGAGAGUGAGGUGCUUGUCAAGAUCAGCGGCCAAGGGACCGAGAGUCUUGAAGUCGGCUGUGGCGAGCACUGGAGCCGCGCUCUCAGCGUCGAAGCUCAUGAUGGCGGGGUUGGAGGAGGGGAAGGUUUGUCGGGUAGAGUGUUCGCUGUAACAAUCGUGUGAUGUAGCUUUGUCUCCUUCGUAUGCGUCUAUAAGUCUCGUUUGCGAUCUAGUCUUCGUCUAUGCAGGAACGGAGUGGGAAGCGUCUGGUAGAAGUAGGUCUCGUUGCCCCAAUUUGAGCCCGAGAUUUUGGAGGGGUCAAAGAUUUUGGCGGGGUGAUUCUGAUGACUCAGGAUCUUCGUAAAAGCACGUGACCCUAUCGUGUGACAGGACAAUCAACAUUCCACGAAUGCUACCAUUGACUCUAGACCGAAUAUUUGGAAGGGGAUGAAUACUUUAUGCAUUCAAUUUCUUGUAUAUGAUCCAAGGUAUUUCUUCAUUUCGUUCAAUCGCACCGAUGUCAGGGCCAAUUCGCUUACUCCGUUCCCAUCGUCUUACUGUCACCCCACCAAUAGCGAAGCCGGAGGAGCUUUGAGCAUUGCGAGAACAACAUUCCCAUCCUUGGGGAAUAUCUCGAGAAUUUUUGCUGAUGAGCCACACCGAACACGGAGAGCAUCCGUAUAUCGGUCAACAGUCAUCUUAUUUUGAUGACGAUUGCAUGAAUAAGAUCUUGGAUAUCCCGGCGUGGCAACCCCAGGCCAGGCCGGAAGCUUACCCGCCGGCUCAGAGCCGGCUUCUAGACCACGACACUCCGGGAAUAACCACCGGGUGCUGGACAAGUAUUAUUUUCUUUAAAUGACCCAAUACAUCACUCUGAAUCUGUACUUGUAUUUUGUCUAUUGACUCCUCUAAUCAUUAUCUUAUCACUUUCCUGAACAGUUCGAAGCCAAUCUUCAUGUCGUAUCGUCCAUAUGAAACCAUGGAUGAGCUAAGAUAUCUCUUGCAGACACUCGCUGUGCAGGCUCAUAGACAAAAAUUUUGGAUGUCAGAUCAUAUAGCAAGUCAGCUUCGUGCAUCGAUAUUUUCUGCAGUGAUUCAAUGAUCUUAUCAACUUUGUCGGAGUAUGCUCCGAGGUAGAUAUCAUCAAUCCUAAUUGCGGCAGGUUUCCAAAAUUUGUUGCUGUAACAUUCCAGAUAUGGUUUGUUCUCAUCUUUCACUCUAUCUGGCGCAGCUGAUGUCGACUGAAGCUCCUCGAGAUUAUUUGGUUGAUCCCAGAUAUCGCUGAUCCAUUGCUUCAGCGAUCUCGUGUUUUCAAGUAUUUCACCUAGGGGCUCGCCAUUGGUCGUGUCCGUCGUUGGAAGGCCAUCAUCGUCAAAUAGUGGCUCUUCCCAUGAUAUCGGCAUACGGCCAAUGUACUCGCUGACCCAUCCAAGCAAGUUUGCUGGGCUAUCGACGUUGGGAAUCGAGAAAGGAGAAGAGCCUGACCUGAUCUGGAGGAUAGAACAGCCCAAAGCCCAAACAUCACUCUCCGGGCUGGCUGAUUUUCCAACUGCCACCUCAGGCGCCAGAAAGCCUGGAGGUGUCCCAAGUGUUUUCCUCGGGGGCGCAGAGGUCAAAAAUGCCUGAUCACAAUCGAUCAAACAGAUAUCAUCAAGUAUGAGGUCUUCUGCUGACGUGAAGUCAAGGUUGCCAACGAUAUACCGAGGCGCCUCUGCACCAGUAGGUUCACCCGAUAUCGUUCUCAAGCCAUCGCGUUGAGGUUCACCAAAAAGCCGGUAUAUACCUUGAUCAUCAAGAUGAUCAAGGUUACGGAUGCGAAAGACGAUAUUGCUCGGGGUAAAGUCUACAGCGAAUCAGUAGAGUGAAGGUAGGAAGGAGAAACGCUGCUUACCUCCGUGACAAAGACCUUGAGAAUGAAGAUCUGCGAUAGCUUUUGUAGCUUGAAAAGCCACGCGACGCGCCAGCCAGCCAUGAAUCCUACUCUGUAGGUAUUGGGACAGAGUGUUGCAAGAAGGACCACAAGGUGGUAGGACUAGACAUAGAUGACGGCCAUUGGGUCCUUCGAUGUGAAAGAAGCGCUUAUAAGUGACGAAUCUUUCGUCAUUCAUUUUCGAAAUGAUAUUGUGCCACAUGACUGCCUUUUCUUCCAUCAUAGAGGAGUCCGAAGCAGCUACAAUCUUGAGGGCCACUCAGAUAGAGUCCAAGGAGUCGUAAGCCAGCCAUACGACGGAAAAUCCGCCAUGCCCAAGCUUAUGGACAAUUCGGUACCGCCUUCCGUCAAAGUGAUCACUGAUGUGAACUGGAUGGAAGCCUUCUUUUCGAUAAAAUUCAGGCUCCUCUGUAUCGAUAAUCCGGAUGGUUUCAAACCGACACGACUCUUCAGACCCGAUUGAUGCAUUGUUGGUACUUUCACCAAUGGAUGGAGACAUAAUUAGGUGAUAUGCUGAUGAAGUGAUAGGAUGAAUCCUCAAGCUUGUUGGUUGCAUAUUUCAAUCAGGCAACGACCUAUCACGUGCGAGAUGUCAAGCUUGGGGUCAGACAAAGAGCCUGAUUUUAAGGCACAGACUCAAAGUGAUUGUUUGUGCCUAUUAAUGCCUACUUGCCAGUUUCUCGAUGAAUUUAACACAGCAAUGAAAUUCGUCUCUCCUUUGUUUGAUAGCAUAUUCAAGCACUUGGUGAUAGAAGAGCUACCCCAAGUAUAGAAAGUAUUCUGAUCAACAGAGCGGUCUCUAUUAGCUCACACGGCAGUGAAUUACAUAAAAAGCUCACUGUUUGGUUAGAGCUAACGCCUUCUGAGAUUAUGAAGCUAUCCCGAGACCUAUGUCUGGCCAUUUUUAGAAUACGUCCGAAAGGCCAAUGUUUGCGCAAUUUGAACUUUACUCUGGAGGCUGGGUUCACGCAGAAAAGCGCGUAAAGCAUUGCCGGUCUCAAGGUGGUUGCAUUCCAUGCCGAAAUCGACGGAAGAAAUGUGAUGAAUGUCGCCCAACCUGCGGUAGCUGUUCCAACCGUCGAGUUACUUGUAGCUGGCGCAGCAGUAAUGAGCGCCGUAACCAGAAGCUCGAUGUUCGGGCUGGCGAGAGGAGUAGUGUGAGUCCUCAGUUAGAUGAUAGCUCUCAUGGCGAGACCAGCGGGCCUAGCACACCGAGUACCUUUGGUGAGGAGUUGAUCUUACGAAACGGAUGCCGCCUGUCUUCCCCAAUACAUGACCAGGCCCUCAUCAGCAACACAGGGGCCUUCAACGAAUGCUUCCAAGGCCUGCCCUCAUGCUCAAUGACAGGAUUGCUAGAGGUUCUCGACCAAGCCACAUCAAGACUUGAUCGAGGCCGAGAGUUCUCGAUGCUUGCUGAAGGAUUUGAAGCUCUAGUCAACUCCCGCAGUAUGCUUCAUGCAUGGCUCGCAUGUUCAGCAAUUAUAAUCUCGCAGUUUCAACCAAGCUGGCGAAUACACGCCCUCCAACAACACAGCGACGCGCUGAAGCAACUGCGCCUGAGCACAAGGAGUGAGAGGAGCCUUACCCAGGAUUCCAAUAUCGCGACUGUGCUGUUGCUGCAUGUUUUUGAGAGAUUUGAGAAUUCCGCUACUGAUUCUCUAACCUAUCUCUCAGUCACGGCGCCACUAUGUCUCGCACUUGAUCAACCGCCUCAGAACACCCAUCAAGCUCUGGUGUUGGAGACCCUGGUUUAUCAUGUAGCCAUAAACGGUGUCUUUCGUCCAAGCUAUCUACGCAAUUACCAUGAUCUUUCGAAGAUUAUAAGCCUAUGGUCCAAAUCACCAGUUCUGGAGUCAGACACCAGCUGUCGUGGAUUUGUGAAGGCAGGGUUAUCUGCGUGGCUUCCCAUCGAGCUCUUCGAUAUCCUGUUCAAGGUCUCCCAUCUGCUACAUCAUCGGCUCAGCGUGGCCUCUGAUUAUAUGCAAUUCAGACUGCAGGAGCUGAGGAGCAGACUGCACGAGAGCCAAGUUGGACUGGGCAACAUCGAACAAAUAGAGCCAACGGCAACGGCCACCAGUCAGGAACUUUCAAGCACCAACCAUGAUACUGAGAGUUUCCAUAUCAGAUGGGUCUAUUCACUGGCUAUCGAACUUCUAAUCACCAAACUCGAAAACCCAUUUCUGGGGGCUGGAGAGCCUUCAGUCAUAAGCCUUUGUGAAACAGCACUUCAUCAUCUCGCCAGGGUGCGAUCCGACUUCACAAGCCUGCUAUGGGCUAUCACUGUUCUUGGCACCGGUAUGACAACGACCAAAAGUCAAGAUCUCAUUAUUCUACAUGUUGAGGCCAUGAAUCACUUUGCUGGCGGCAGGGCAGUGCGAUCCGUCGUAGAGUUUCUUUUAUGUGCCUGGAGGCCAAGACCUAUGGAUCUUUUUGCGCCUGUUGCUGGAGUUUUGACAGAACAGAGCCCUGCAGUGGCUGAUAGAGAGAGGACUUCCUCGUUGGGGCUCGACAUCCUGUUCGAAGAGUCUCUGCUCAAAACGGUGAUUCUGUAGGAAAAGGGAGACUACUCGGUAUGAACAGUGUACUCGUCUUGUAUGAAUAUAAUUGUUAGAAAGCGUGGUGAAUUGUGACUUUCUGUGCUACUGGAAACUAUUUACUCUAUUCAUAGACCCAAGUUCUCGGCUG